AAGGCGAGUGUCAAACAUGGCAGGUAGAACAGCGAAGCAGAGUCGCUCCGGUGCUGGCAAUUCUGGCCGAAAAGGUCCAGAUGACCAAGAAGAAGAAGAACAGCCACUUCAAGCCGUAUUAAUUGCAGACAGCUUCAACCGCAGGUUCUUCCCCAUCACCAAAGAUCAGCCCCGCGCGUUGUUGCCUUUAGCGAAUGUGUCCAUGAUUGACUACACAUUGGAAUUCCUCACCUCAACUGGAGUUCAAGAGACAUUCGUCUUCUGUUGUUGGAUGUCAACCAAAAUCAAGGAGCAUCUCUUAAAGUCAAAGUGGUGUCGGCCCACUUCUCCUAACACGGUGCACAUCAUCACGUCGGACCUCUACCGAUCCUUGGGUGACGUUUUGCGAGAUGUCGAUGCCAAGGCCUUAAUACGUUCCGAUUUUGUCUUGGUCUAUGGAGAUGUCGUGUCAAACAUUGAUGUCACCCAAGCACUACAAGAACAUCGACUAAGGCGCAAACUGGAGAAGAAUAUUUCAGUGAUGACCAUGAUCUACAAAGAAUCCUCACCCGGACACAAGUCCCGCUGUGCUGAAGAUGAUGUUAUGGUCGUCAUGGACAGUAAAAGCAAGCGUGUUCUUCACUAUCAGAAGACCCAAGGACUCAAGAAGCUCCAGUGUCCCAUGAAUAUUUUCCACAGUGGGAGUGAGGAGUAUGAAAUCCGACAUGAUCUUUUAGACUGUCACAUUAGCAUUUGUUCUCCACAGGUGGCGGAGCUGUUUACAGACAACUUUGACUACCAGACCAGAAAUGACUUUGUUCGAGGCUUAUUGGUCAAUGAAGAGAUUUUGGGAAACCAGAUUCACAUGCACGUCACUAAGGAUGGCUACGGAGCACGCGUUUCCAACAUGCUGAUGUACGACGCGGUCUCGUCGGACAUGGUCCGUCGAUGGGUAUAUCCUCUCACGCCAGAGGCUAACUUCGCCGGCCAGGAGGGCCAGCGCUGCACCCACUCCCGGCACAAUGUCUACAGAGGCCCUGGCGUCAGCCUCGGACACGGCAGCCAGAUGGAGGAGAACGUCCUGAUUGGUCGAGACACCAGCAUCGGCGGCAACUGCAUCAUCUCCAAUAGCGUCAUCGGAGCCAACUGCUCCAUAGGGGAUAAUGUGGUGCUGGACAGAGCCUACAUCUGGAGUAACGUCAACAUUGCCAGCAACGUGGAGGUGCAUCAGUCUGUGAUCUGCGAUGGUGUGGCAGUGAAAGAAGGCGUCACUCUAAAGGAGCAAUGUGUCCUUGCAUUUAAUGUGGUGGUUGGACCUAACCUUACCCUGUCAGAGGGGACUGUGGUGUCAAUGCAUCAUCCCGAUGAGGAGGAGGAAGAGGAUGACGACGAGUUUUUGAGUGAUGAUGCUGAGACAGGGCAUAGUAAAGGCGUGACAAAGCAGAAGGCAUUCAAUCCAUCUGAGGUGGGAGCAGAGGGCAAGGGCUACAUCUGGAAGAACCCCAGCCUGGAUGACACAGAGGAAGAUGAGCUUGCCCAGUGUCUAUGGGGUUUGGUACUAAACGCUGAGCAGGAGAGUGACAGUGAGAGUGAGGCUAGCGAGGGCUCCCAGGCCCCUGGCAGCAGAGGCAUGUCACCAGAGCUCGAUGAUGUCAAAGUAUUCCAGGCGGAGGUCCAAGGCACUCUGCAGAGAGGACUGGAGGAGAACAUUGGCUGCGAUAAUCUUGUGUUGGAGAUCAACUCCCUCAAGUAUGCCUAUAACAUCACCUUGAAGGAGGUCAUGCAGAUCCUCAUGAGGGUGGUGCUGGAGUACCCCUUUUACCAGCAGGGGGCGCAGCUGACCGCAGCUCAGUACACCACUCUACUCCUCCCACUUUUAAAGAGAUGGGCGCCUGUCUUUAAAAACUAUGUCAAGAGGGCUCAAGACCACCUGGACUGUCUGUCUGCCAUGGAAGAGUUCUUUCUGGAGCAUGAGGGUCACUGGGCAGCUCUGGUGAAGGUGCUGAUGAACACGUACCAGCUGGAGAUCCUGGAGGAGGAUGCCAUCAUGCGCUGGUUCUCCCAGGGGGCCUCCACAGACAAGAGCAAACUGCUGCGCAAAAAUCAAGGGCUUCUAAAGUUCAUCCAGUGGCUGGAGGAGGCUGAGGAGUCUUCAGAGGAAGAGGAUUGAAGUGGCAGCACUACCGACAGAGAACACACCACCCCUACAACCACUCAGUGAAGUAGCAGCACUACCGACAGAGAACAACACCCUACAACCAUUCAGCUUGGUACUCGGCAUGGAAUUGUUCAAACUUGGACAUCUGUGUGCACUCCGAUCACUAUGUUGCAUUCAUUGGCAUCUGCUUAUUAGUUUACCGCCAAUUAAUAAUUUCAAUGACAAUUUUUUUUAAAAGAGCCUUUUUACUGACUCCCAACAUCAGGGUUGCCUGGUAGUGUAGCUGCCUGACAUUCUUGCCAGCUGUUUGAUGGGUGCAACAGUUACAAUAAUAAAAUUGGGAAAAAUAUCAAAUUUGUAUACAGCUGUUACAUUCUAUUCACCAACAGAGGAGAAAAGAAUAUGUGUGAAUCUUAAAACAUGAUAAUUCAAAGACAUUAA
Messenger RNA from Engraulis encrasicolus (European anchovy), 2578 nucleotides. It is a transcript of the gene eif2b5, whose product is annotated as eukaryotic translation initiation factor 2B, subunit 5 epsilon. Gene Ontology annotation, molecular function: translation initiation factor activity; translation initiation factor binding; guanyl-nucleotide exchange factor activity. The record is from RefSeq and is a predicted model, not a curated record. Bases 17 to 2149 code for a protein of 710 amino acids. Gene Ontology annotation, cellular component: eukaryotic translation initiation factor 2B complex. Gene Ontology annotation, biological process: biosynthetic process. The transcript has 16 exons. Lineage: Eukaryota; Metazoa; Chordata; Actinopteri; Clupeiformes; Engraulidae.